CGGCCCGGGCCCGGCCUGGGCGACCCCGACAUCGUCAAGUCCCCCAGCGACCCCAAGCAGUACAGGUACAUCAAAUUGCAAAAUGGAUUAAGUGCACUAUUGAUUUCGGAUUUAAAUAACAUGGACGGUGCUCCUUCUGCACUGUCUUCAGAAGGAGAGGAUGAUGAUGAUGAAUCAGAAGAUGAAAGUGAUGAGGAUGAUGACUCUGGGGCAGAAAUUGAAGAUGACAAGGAGGAUUAUGAUGAUGAGGACUGUGACGAUGAGGAGGAAGAGGAAGAAGGUGAAAAUGAUGAUGGAGAGGAACUCAAUGAUCCUGACAGUGAAUUAGAAGAACUAGCAGAAAAGGAAGAGACAAGAAAGAGGGGCUGUACAGAAAAGCAGUCUGCAGCUGCCCUUUGUGUUGCUGUUGGUAGUUUCUCUGAUCCUGAAGAUCUGCCUGGAUUAGCACACUUUCUGGAGCACAUGGUAUUUAUGGGCAGUUUGAAGUAUCCAGAUGAGAAUGGCUUUGAUGCAUUUCUGAAGAAACAUGGGGGCAGUGACAAUGCUUCCACUGACUGUGAAAGGACUGUCUUUCAAUUUGAUGUACAAAGGAAAUACUUCAAAGAAGCUCUUGACAGGUGGGCACAGUUCUUCAUUCACCCAUUAAUGAUCAGAGAUGCGAUUGACCGGGAAGUUGAGGCUGUGGACAGUGAGUAUCAGCUAGCAAGGCCCUCUGAUUCAAACAGAAAAGAGAUGUUAUUUGGAAGCCUUGCCAGACCUGGGCAUCCUAUGAAGAAAUUCUUUUGGGGUAAUGCAGAAACUCUCAAACAUAAGCCCAAAAUGAAUAAUAUUGAUACCUAUACCAGGCUGAGGGAGUUCUGGCAGCACUAUUACUCUGCUCACUACAUGACUUUGGUUGUCCAGUCCAAAGAAACUCUAGAUACUUUGGAAAAAUGGGUGACAGAAAUCUUCUCGGAGAUCCCAAAUAAUGGUUUUUCCAAACCCAACUUUGGCCAUCUGACGCAACCAUUUGACACACCAGAAUUUCACAAGCUUUACAGAGUUGUUCCGAUCAGAAAAAUUCAUUCACUGAGCAUCACCUGGGCACUUCCCCCUCAGGAACAGCAUUACAGGGUGAAGCCACUUCAUUACAUUUCAUGGCUGGUAGGUCAUGAAGGCAAAGGCAGUGUUCUUUCCUUUCUUAGGAAAAAGUUUUGGGCUCUUGCAUUAUAUGGAGGAAAUGGUGAGACAGGAUUUGAACAGAAUUCCACCUACUCUGUGUUCAGCAUUUCUGUUACUUUGACUGAUGAAGGCUACAAGCACUUUUAUGAGGUUGCACAUGUUGUAUUUCAGUACCUGAAGAUGUUACAGAAAAGAGGGCCAGAUAAGAGAAUUUGGGAAGAGAUACAGAAGAUUGAAGCUAACGAAUUUCAUUAUCAAGAACAGACUGAUCCUGUUGAUUAUGUGGAAAGCCUUUGUGAAAAUAUGCAGUUGUUUCAGAAGGAGGACUUCCUGACAGGAGACCAGCUUCUGUUUGAAUACAAGCCUGAAAUCAUUGCUGAUGCCCUUAACCAGCUGUACCCACAGAGAACCAACCUUGUUCUGUUGUCUGCUGCCAAUGAAGGACAGUGUCAUUUAAAGGAGAAAUGGUUUGGCACACAAUACAAUGUGGAAGAUGUUGACAAAUACUGGAGUGAUCUAUGGGCUAGUGACUUCGAGUUAAAUGAGGAUUUGCACCUUCCAGAAGAAAACAAAUACAUAGCCACCGAUUUUGCUCUGAAGGCACCCGACUGCCCUGAGACGGAAUAUCCAGUCAAAAUACUGAGCACGCAGCAAGGCUGUCUGUGGUACAGGAAGGAUGAUAAAUUCAAAAUUCCCAAAGCGUACGUACGUUUCCAUCUGAUCUCUCCACUGAUACAGCAGUCAGCAGAAAAUGUUGUGCUGUUUGAUACAUUUGUAAACAUCCUUUCCCACAACCUUGCUGAACCUGCGUAUGAAGCGGAUGUGGCUCAACUGGAAUACAAGCUGGUAGCUGGAGAGCACGGUUUGAUCAUUCGAGUGAAAGGAUUUAAUCACAAACUACCUCUGCUGUUUCAGCUAAUCAUUGACCACUUGUCAGACUUCAGUUUUACUCCAGCUGUUUUUGAGAUGAUAACGGAGCAGCUGAAGAAAACUUACUUUAAUGUCCUCAUCAAACCGGAGACGCUGGCCAAAGAUGUGCGUCUCUUGAUUUUGGAGCACAGCAGAUGGUCUAUGAUAGAUAAAUACGAGACUCUAAUGAAAGGCCUUUCCAUUGAAUCGCUCUCAGCCUUUGUCAAGGCUUUCAAGUCUCAGCUCUUUGUAGAGGGUCUUGUACAAGGAAACUUCACAAGCCGAGAGUCAAAGGACUUUUUGAAUUACGUUGUUCAAAAGCUGCAGUUCGUUCCCCUCGCACACCCGUGCCCUGUCCAGUUCCGGGUGGUGGACCUGCCAAACACGCACCUGCUCUGUAAGGUGAAAGCCCUCAACAAAGGUGAUGCCAACUCAGAAGUGACGGUCUACUAUCAGUCGGGGGCUAGGAGUUUACGAGAAUACACCCUCAUGGAGCUGCUUGUGAUGCACAUGGAGGAGCCUUGCUUUGACUUCCUGCGAACCAAGCAAACCCUUGGCUAUCAAGUGUACCCUACCUGCAGAAAUACUUCAGGCAUCCUUGGCUUCUCUGUUACUGUGGCAACACAAGCAACUAAGUACAAUUCUGAAUUGGUUGACAAGAAGAUAGAAGAAUUCCUUUCCUGCUUUGAAGAAAAGAUUAAGCAUUUAAGCGAUGAAGCUUUCAGCACUCAGGUCACAGCACUAAUAAAGCUGAAAGAAUGCGAAGAUUCCCAUCUGGGGGAAGAAGUGGACAGGAACUGGCAUGAAGUGGUGACGCAGCAGUACCUCUUCGACAGGCUUGCUCGUGAGAUUGAAGCACUGAAGUCUGUUACCAAAUCAGAUCUGGUUGCCUGGUUCCAGGCUCACAGAAAGAGCGAGAGGAAAGUGCUCAGUGUUCAUGUGGUUGGAUUUGGAAAACAUGAAGGGGACUCAGAAGUGACAGCUGUCUCUGAGAUUCAGAACUCUUCAUGUGAUGAAAUACCUCAGCUAACUUUCUUACCCCCAUCCUCCUUGAUGGCUAACGUCACUUGUAUCAAGGACAUCAAGGCUUACACAUCCACUCUGACUGUUCUCCCGUACCAUAAAAUAUUAAAAUAAAUGUCCUCCUGCCCUGCAAUUAUGUGUAGCUUAAGUUAUUUAAAAUUUGAGGGAAUUCAUUUAGUUGCAAAUGAAUCUGUACUGAUAACACUAGGCAAGAUCACCCUUGCUAAAAUUAAAUUCCUUGAGAAUUUGUUCUCAUACAGCUGCUGUAAAUCAGCCACUGUUUUGGAUCUCACAUUUUCCUUAAAAAAAUGCCUAUAGAGAUGAGAUUACUAUAAGUGUCUUUUUCUUAAAUCAAGUCUUUCUUCUCAGUUCAGAAUAUCAGUUCAGCAAAUUACCUGCCCUAAGUUACACAGUGACCUUUAGAACCUCUUCUGUCCGGGCCGCCGUGUCCACUGCAUGAUUCUGACCAUGCUACGAGGACUGGAGAGGGUACUUGUGCAUCUACCACUGUGUCUUUAUUUUACAUUUAUGAAUUUUUUUUCAGCUCAAAUUAAACUGCAGUAUUUAAAUUUCAUUAGAAUGUAACUGUAGCAGCAGUUGCCAGUUCUCCCUUUUCCCUGUUAAGUAGUAAGGAAGAAGAUGGGGUAGAGGGAGAAGUUUUAGCGGUAUGUUGGCAGAAAACAUAUUGUAAGUGUGAACUUUGUUAAUCAUUUAGAGCAUGGCCAAGAGCUAUUUGAUUGGAGAUCAUCCAUCAAGUAAGAUUUUCAGUCUAGUUAUGGCAGUCUGUCCUCACUUUGAAGUAUGGACAAGAGUGAAUUUUACUAAAAGAAUGGCAACUGCUGCUACAGAACAGAAAAGUGAAACCAAUGCAUGUUACAAGCUGGUUUUUAUUGCUACUUCCUGACCUAUGAGUAGCUGUCUUCAGAACAGGAAUGUGGUCAAAUCAGUUCAUAGCUUACAAGUCUUCCACUACCAACCAGGGGGGGAAGAAAGCACCUUCAACAUAAGUCAGGUGGACUAUUCUUGUCCCAAGAAAUUAAGAUUUCCCUUUGCGGCAGGGAAAAGUACUUCAUCUUAUUGGGAAUCACCCUUGGGUAGAUGACCCUCUUCUCUGCAGCCAUAAGGGACAGGACUAGGAUCAAUGGCCUCAAUGUAGCAGAGGAAGUAUAGUCUAGAAAUGGGGAAGAACUUAUAGAGUAGGAGCAGGAAGGGGAAUCAAGCAUGGGGACAGGCUGGCUAGAGACUUACAGAAUCUUCAUCCCUCACGUUUGUCAAGAGCAGGUUAGACAUUUGCCUGGGCUGGCUUAGUCAGGGAUGAUCCUGCCUUGAGUGUGCAGCUGGACUAGCUGACCUCCUGCCGUCCCUCCCAGUCCUACUUCCCCAUGAUCGCAAGGUGCUGCCCUUACUCCAAGAUGGAGUCCUCCCUUGCUGAAGCUCCCAACUGGUAGAUGUAGAGUAGUGUAAACUAAAAUACUAAUUUACUGCACCAGAAGCGUUUGCAUGGCUUCGACUUGACAAGACUGGAGUUCAGAGGGGAUACAUUUAAGGCACCAUGUUAGCAUUGUACAGUAGUAGACUAGUGGGUAUUCUAGUCUGUACGAGGAGAGACUAGCCGAGAGAGUAACAAGUGUCACUCUGAUAUUGUUCACCUCUUAAAUAAAUUGCACUGGAAUUACUCCAGUGGCUUUUCUGGCCAGCACCAAGGUGCUGGGAACUCCCACUGUCCUCUCCAGGUGCAAGGGGAGUAACGUGAAACACUUAAUGCCCAGCUUUUCCAUUUCGCUAGCAAAGCUCAGGGGUAAAAAAAAUCAAACUGCUGCUCACUACCAUUUUCAAAGCACCUUGAGGACUUUGUAGGCUAAAUUCCUUUAAAUCCCAUUCUUAAGUGACUUGUGUUCUUCUGGAAGUUUUACUUGCUCUCUAUAUAAACAGCAAUGCUAAUUUUUCACAAAAAUUGUUUGCCAUAUACUGAAUAGUUGGAAGUCUUUUUAACUCAUAGCUCAGUUUCAAAACAAUCUUGCUGUAAAGGUUUAUUAAGAAAUCAAUAAAUACAAAUCCAUAAGA
Molecule: messenger RNA, 5157 nt
Organism: Alligator sinensis (Chinese alligator)
Lineage: Eukaryota; Metazoa; Chordata; Crocodylia; Alligatoridae
Gene: NRDC
Product: nardilysin convertase
Exons: 31
Coding region: 121-3207 (1028 amino acids)
Biological process (GO): proteolysis
Molecular function (GO): metal ion binding; metalloendopeptidase activity
Source: RefSeq, a predicted model, not a curated record